AUGUGGGGGGAUAGUAUGCGCGAGCUUGGUGACGCUAUGGAUAAUGAGUUGAAUGCAGUGAAGCCGGUGGUGGAAGAAGGUGGCAUGGAUGGUGCCAGAAAAUUUAUUAAGGGUAAGAGCUUUCAGAAGUCUUCUACCGAACAUAUGUUGAUUUCGCCCGGUAGGGAUGGUUCAGUGCCAUUGAAUGGGUUGAAAUCGUCGCCGGCAGACCCGCACUUGUCUGAUGUUAAUUCUAUCUUGGACAAUCAUCGUGGCGGUGGCGAGACAGCUUUGACGUCUGUAAAUAAUAUUAUCAUGGCCACUUCGACGAAUGGGGACAGUGAUGGGGUUGAUGGAGAUGCCAAGAGGCCGUCUAUUUCUAACUGUUCGUCGAGAUCAUCAUUUUUUGACACCGUACUGAGCACGUUUUCCCUAAAAUCAAAUUCACAAGAUACGGUUACUAAUGAAGUCAAAAAUAUUGAGGUCCAGUUUGCAUCCGAGGAGGCUAAUAAAAAAUUCCGCCAAAUGUUCAAGCCAUUAGCUCCUAAUACGAGACUUAUUACGGACUACUUCUGCUACUUCCACAGAGAAUUCCCCUAUCAGGGCAGAAUCUAUCUCUCCAACACACAUUUAUGUUUCAACUCAACCGUGUUGAACUGGAUGGCAAAGUUACAGAUUCCCUUGAAUGAAAUUAAAUAUUUAGAUAAGGUCACCACAAAUUCAAGUGCUAUUUCGGUGGAAACCGUGACUAACAGGUACACUUUUUCCGGAUUCAUAGCGAGAGACGAGGUUUUCCAAUUGAUUACAAGAGUUUGGUCAAAGGAAAACUUAACCAAUAUCAAUGACGUUUUGGAGGUUGAUGAGAGGGUCUCCAAGAAAAAGGGAAUAUCAUCGACCCCUUCUUCCAUAUUCAACAAUGUUUCUACCAAUGCAUAUAACGAUUUCAUAUCGACAACCACUACUGAACCAACAAGCAGGGCUUCCUACAUGAGCGAGAACGACAUGCUCAUCGAGGAGGCCAUAAGGUCCGUGGACGAUUACAUGGGCACACCAAGAGCAUCGCCAUCUUCUUCAUCUUCGUCGUCAUCGUCGUCAUCGUCUUUAGGCUCUUCAACAACUUAUUAUUGUAGGCCCGUAUAUAGGUUAAAGCCAAACGCACCAUUUCAAUAUGAGGGGCCAUUCCAUGUACAAGAAACCAUGGACUUUCCUUAUAAACCUGAGGCUAAUAAUGAAUACGUGCUUCUGGAACGUCAAUUCAGCGUUCCACCCGGCCUACUUUUCAUUAUGAUGUUCAAUGAAGAUAAUCCAGUUUUUGAGUUAAGCUUUUUGAAAACUCAAGAUUCGUCCAACAUCUCACACAUAGGGACUUUUGAAAAAGUCAAUAAAGAUGGACAACAUUACAGAGAAUUCCAAUACACCAAACAGCUGCAUUUCCCUGUGGGGCCCAAAUCCACAAACUGUGAGGUAGCGGAAAUUCUUUUACACUGCGACUGGGAAAGGUACAUAAAUGUUUUAAGUAUAACAAGAACACCAAAUGUUCCUAGUGGUACCAGUUUCAGCACCAGAACGAGGUACAUGUUCCGAUGGGAUGACCAGGGGCAAGGUUGCAUAUUAAAAAUAAGUUUUUGGGUGGACUGGAACGCAUCCAGUUGGAUCAAGCCAAUGGUAGAGAGCAAUUGUAAAAAUGGACAAAUUAGCGCCACUAAGGACUUGGUAAAGUUAGUCGAAGAAUUUGUAGAGAAAUACGUGGAAUUGAGCAAAGAAAAAGCAGAUACACUCAAGCCGUUGCCCAGUGUUACAUCUUUUGGAUCACCUAGGAAAGUGGCAGCACCGGAGCUGACGAUGGUACAGCCGGAGUCGAAACCAGAAGCUGAGGCGGAAAUCUCAGAAAUAGGCAGCGACAGAUGGAGGUUUAACUGGGUGAACAUAAUAAUCUUGGUGCUCUUGGUGUUAAAUCUGCUGUAUUUAAUGAAGUUGAACAAGAAGAUGGAUAAGCUGACGAACCUCAUGACCCACAAGGACGAAGUUGUAGCGCACGCGACUCUAUUGGACAUACCAGCCAAAGUACAAUGGUCAAGACCAAGAAGGGGAGACGUGUUGUAA
This is a messenger RNA of Saccharomyces cerevisiae S288C, 2082 nucleotides long. It is a transcript of the gene LAM6, whose product is annotated as Lam6p. The coding region runs from base 1 to 2082 and encodes 693 amino acids. Gene Ontology annotation, cellular component: endoplasmic reticulum membrane. The transcript has a single exon. The record is from RefSeq and is marked reviewed. NCBI's taxonomy places the organism in Eukaryota, Fungi, Ascomycota, Saccharomycetes, Saccharomycetales, Saccharomycetaceae.